Molecule: messenger RNA, 803 nt
Organism: Rubroshorea leprosula
Lineage: Eukaryota; Viridiplantae; Streptophyta; Magnoliopsida; Malvales; Dipterocarpaceae
Source: the annotation of a GenBank genome assembly
UGCUAACAAAUUCCCUAAAUUGUAUACUUUAUCAAUAGAAAAAGAGAGUACGUGCAAUCAAAUGGGCAAAAACAUAAAUGGAUCAUGGGAGUAGAAUCUAGUAUGGAGGAGAAAAUUAUUCGAUUGGGAAGCUGAAAAGGCCAAACAACUCCAAAGGAUGAUAGCGGACGUGAAGAUUUCACAAGGAAAGCCUGAUGCGUGGGAGUGGGUUCACGAUAAGGAUGGUCAUUAUUCAACAAAGACGGCUUACUCAUUGUUGACACAAGAGCAAAAAGGAUCAAGGGGAACUGAAAUCUUCAUAAGAAUAUGGAACCCUCUAUUUCCAAGCAAAGUUUCAGCAUUCAAUUGGCAACUGGUGCUAGACAGAAUUCCAACAAGGAUGAAUUUGUUAAGAAGAGGGAUUACUAAGGACAUGGAGGAAGGAAGGUGCGCUAUAUGCGAAGAAGCCGAUGAGAAUGCUGGGCAUCUAUUUUUAAAUUGCAAGUGUGCUCGUUGGAUAUGGAAAGCUUGUGCUAAAUGGUGGGGAGCUAAGAUAUCAUUCGGAACAUAUUGCUGGAACACUUUUCAAAAUUUUGGAGCAUAGACCAAGAAUAAACACACUAGAGAAGGAUGGGACUAUAUAUGGAAUACUGUUAUUUGGUCCAUAUGGCUGUCUCAAAACCAGAAAAUAUUUCAGGAUAAAGAGAUAAAUUUGGGGAAACUAUUUGAACUCAUCAAACUAAGAUCCUUCCUAUGGAUUAAAGCAACAAAUGACAGGUAUGCCUUCAGUUUAACUGAUUGGCUAAUUAAUUCUAUUGUUUGUU